Leucoraja erinaceus (little skate) is the source of this 4604-nucleotide messenger RNA. RefSeq names its product probable G-protein coupled receptor 148. The transcript has a single exon. Gene Ontology annotation, biological process: G protein-coupled receptor signaling pathway. Gene Ontology annotation, molecular function: G protein-coupled receptor activity. The record is from RefSeq and is a predicted model, not a curated record. NCBI's taxonomy places the organism in Eukaryota, Metazoa, Chordata, Chondrichthyes, Rajiformes, Rajidae. The coding region runs from base 620 to 1642 and encodes 340 amino acids. Gene Ontology annotation, cellular component: membrane.
ACGUUUAUUUAAUUGUAACCUAUUCACUGGCAUUGGUCAAAUAAAAUAUGUGUCCAGUGAUGUGUCAAAUCAAACAAUGACUGUCAAAUCACCAACCUACUUCCUGACAAAAUAAUUUACAGCCUGUCUCUGCUUGGCUGUGAGCAACAGGUAUUGGUGCUGCGCUGAUGAUCUUGAGGACACUAAGCCAAUUUCACAUGAAGAUUAUUUUUGAGAAUAUUUUUAAUGAGAUGAAGAUAACUCGUCAAAAUGCUAGCUAUGUCCGCAUCGUAUAGUUUUCAGUUUCUACAAUAUUUAGUUCUGUGUACGUUAAAAUCCAGGAGAACAAUCCAGUAUAUCGACACUGGCUUUGAGCUGCAUAUGAAAACUGAGUGAAUAACUUCCUUUUUCAUUUGAAGAGAAGGAUUUUUCUUCUUUACAUUUCAAGAAUACAUAGGUUGCGUCCAAAUGUGGCUAUUAUUGGCAAUAAGCCUGAGGAGACUUUAGUCAUAAUGAGCAAAUCAAGUUGAAGGGCUCUCUUUGCUGUACUGGAUGCAAGCAAAGACAGAUUUAUGGUCAUGCGUUCAAUCAAAGCGGUACGUAAUGAAUUUAUCUAAAUGUGAACAUUGUGCCAGCUACAAUGCAAUUUCUUCCAGGUGAAGAACUUGUUACUGUGCAAUUCUCUGCAAAUCUUUCACAUUCUGUGGAACUUCAUUUUCAACACAAAAUCAUCCAGGCAUGGGUAAAUGCUUUGGGACAGACCAAAACAAAUAUUUUGAUGGUUCCUCUGAUGAUUUGUCUAUUGGCUUCACUUCUGGCCACUCCUGUAGUCCUGAUGGCCAUAUUUUCAAACAACAGCCUUCGCCAGGAGACCAGGUACCUUCUGCUUGCCAACACUCUGGUCAAUGAUUUGAUUUAUUCAGUACUGAACACGUUCAUUGACAUCCUUAAUGCUGCAGGCGUGGGAAUGCCUCGAGUUGUUUGUGAAACGCUAUUGUAUGUGCUAACAGUGGCUUAUUGUAAUGGAAUCCUGACAGUCACUGCUAUGGUGGUGGACACAUAUGUGGCUGUUGGUUGGCCGCUUCAUUAUCCCUCACUUUUAUCACAAUCCAGGACCCUGAAAGUAAUUCUUUGUAUUUGGAUUGUCUCUGCCGUAGCUCCAUCCGUCAUCUAUUUCUUGACACUGGCAACUCAACAGAAUCCGUUAUCGACAUUAUCGAUUUGUAUUUUACCCAUAAUAUUCCUGUUCUCUGUCCUUCGAUUACCUUUGUUAAAAAUUUACUACAGUUUUACAGUAAUUUACUUUCUAAUAUGUUUAGUACUGAUCUCCACUAGCUACAUCAUGUUGUACUAUAAAACUAAGACAUCAGGAAUAUGGUCUGGCAACUCCAGGGCACGGCAGACCUUUGUUAUUCAUUCAAUGCUCCUAUUCUUUUAUUUAUUUCCCUUGCUUGUGUUGGUGGCAGGGGGCGCACUCCAAGAACUGGACCUGAUUUCCUAUGCGACAGGACUCUGGAUCAAUAUGUCAAUGGCAAAUAUGCUUAUGAUGUUACCCAAAGCGGUUUCCCCAUAUGUUUAUGCACUGAGGUACAGAGAAGUCACAAAGACAAUACAAUCAUUAUCUUUGCUAAGGCACAUUAGGCGUGUAAAUCCCACUGAAUAGCUGGUUAGAAUUGGCAAAUCCACUGAUAUUUAAUUCACUCAAGCAAAGCUUUCAAAUAUUACACUAACUACCAAAUAAAAUUGUCAAAGGACUGUAUUUGGGAUUCUGAAGUCAUUAUCAUUGGCUUGACAAAGGUGAUAAGCCUCUGAGUGGGUCAUGAACAGAUCAGGAUUCUCUAUAAUUUGUUUGUUAGCUCCUUUGCCACCCAAUAAUGUCUUUACUUUCCUGUCCUGCACGUUAGUUUAUGCAGUAUUGAAUUAUGAACCAAUUACCAGCAAAGCUAUCUGUUCUAUCUGUUUUACUUGCACCCUGGUCAUUGUUAAAUCUGAAAAUCCAAGUGGUAUUGUAGUGGAUAAUUGACAGAAAAAGGGGUGAAUCUAUCCAGCAUGUGGAUUGCUCAGAAAUAUUUGCAGAAAGAUUUCUUUAUUUUGUCUAUUCUUAUGUAAUAAAUUGAUUGGCAAGAAUAAAGUACAAUUGCCAGAACUUUUAAAGAUGGAGAUUAUAAGAUAAUUUGUGGCUUAACAAGUCUUGAAGAUUGUCAUUUAAUUGCAAGUACUCUUCGAUGGAAACCAGCUCAGAUACCACCACUGUGAAGAUGGAUUCAUUUGAGACCGAGUGCAAGUAAAACAGAUGCCUUUACUGGAAAGAGGUUCAUAACUCAGCAUUGCUGAAAAUUGUGGGUAUAUCAGGAAAAUAAUUAAUGUAAGCACAAGGUCUCUUAAACAUUAAUGUUGUUAAUCUCUCUUACUCAAAUGGAUACACUUAUCCAUAUCUUCUCUCACAUAUGCAUGUCUCUCUUGCAUAUAUAUCACAGCUCUGUCGCAUAUAUCUGCUCUCACUCACCCAUACACAUCUUGCUCUAACACUUGCACAUCUUUUUCUCACAUACAUCACCGUACUCCCACACAUGCUUAUCCUUCUCACACAAAUAUAUCUCUCUCACACUAACAUCUCUCUCCUAUUUACACUUGCUCCUCUCUCCCAUCCACACUUGCACCUCUCGCUCACCUUGCUGUCAUCUCUCUCUCGCUCUCCCUCUUCUUUCUCUCUCUCACACAAUCAUAGUAAAAUAGUAGGGACUCUGCAUAACUAUAACAAAACCUCCCUUAUUUUUAAACUACACACCCUUCAUGAUAAAACGCAGUAUAUUGUUUGCCUUUUUAAUUAUUUGUUGGACCUGCCUGCUAUCUUUUUAUGUUUCAUCCACUAAAACACUUAGACCUCUAUGUACAUUUACAGUGCCUAUCCAUUUAGAUACUAAUCUACCUUUUGUUUCCUUUUACCGAAGUGGAAAUUGAAUCCCUUCACUCAACCCUACAUAUCUCUCAUAUUUACACCCAGCUUGCUUUCACUAACAGUUACACACCUCUUACCUAUACAUUUCUCUCACUCACACAAAUACAUCUCUCACACAUAAACACCCCUUUCUCAUUUACACAUAGACAUUACUCUAUCACACACAUGCUCCACACAACACACACACUUAAGCAAUUGAUGCAUUAGAUUUCAUUUUAAAGCUUUGAGCCUAUGUAAGGAACUGCUAUUAAAUUGGUUUGGCCAAAUUAUGUUCAUAUUCUUCAGUAAUUACAGUAUGUUAAUAGUCUUCAAAUGUUGAUGCUGAUUUAUGGCAAUGAUCCAAAUUGCCUGUGUAAUAUUUGCUACUUAUUUUGCUGUCAGAAUGUCUGGCAAUGAUUUGCAACUGUAUGGCUAAAUAAUUCUCAUUACAUUCAAUUAUGUCUAUUACCUUUGUUGCAACCAAAUAUACAUGACUUAUUUGUGACCAAUAAAUCAUUUUCAUGCACAACGGGUAGAUGGUCUCUUCAUUAAUGAUUUUGCAAGAAAUACUUAUUUAGCUCUUCAGCAAUUUGAUGACGGUAAAGAAGUAAUACUGUAUUAAAUCCAUUGUAAUUUAAGUUGUUAAAUGCACCAAUUAUUAAUUAAACAUAAUAAACAUGAAUAACCUUGCAUAAAGGAUCCUUGAUAUUUGAGAGUGGUAAUGUGAUGCAGUUUAUUACUAAAAAAAUAAUUUAUCAACAAUUUUUUUUGUAAGGUUGUUAUCCACCAUCUCUGAAUAUCAUGUUUAAGCAACUGAAAUAUUUGAGUAUAAUAGUCUAAUAAAGUUUUAUUUCAAGUAAUGAGGAUACUGAGAGGAGGAAGGGCAUCAAUGGAUGUUACGAGAAAGAAAGAGCUAAUAUGAUAAUCACGGUAAAUGAUAAUCACGGAAAGGUUACAGUAUGGAAAGAGGCCAUUCAAGUCCAUGUCGGUUGUGUGCAAGAGUAGGCCAGCGAGGCCCAAUCCCUCACAUUCUCCCCAGUGCUUUGCAAAUGCUUUCCUUUCAAGAAUGGAAACUGUUUCUUUUGAUUGCCAAAUUUAAUUUAAUUUCAGCUGCCUCACCCUGUGAAGUCAAUUAGCUUGAGAGAAAAAAACAAAAUAAAGAAAUGCUUGAAGGGAGCCGCGCGGAGGUCGAGUGAGUGACGUGAAGUUCAAGCGAAGUCCACGGGAAGUUCGCGCGUGACGUACGGCGUCAAGACGCUGCGUACAGUGUCGAGACGCUGCGCACGCCCAUCGAGGUGGUGCAUACGGCGUCGAGGCGGCUGCGGGCCGGCAGGCCGUUGCCGCGCGGAAUUUUUGAACACGGUCAGUUUUUCGGAGCCCCGCGCGGUCAGGACCAGCUCCGCACAACUCCAUACGGCUCCAGCGAUCGAAGUGGGACCGGCCCCGCGAGGCCGUACGGCUCAAGCGACCACGUUAGGUUGCGCUUGCCGCAUGGAGUCACAUGCUCGUGGGACAGGCCCUUAAGUUAUUUGCGGUAGAUGGUUUUCUACCUAUCCACUGAGUUCAACUUGAACCUGUCAAGGUGAAUGAAAACUAGUCGAGGCUCUCAGAUCACCACAACCCAGAACUCUUCGACAAAGUUUAUUAUAAUCUAUUGAAAGCAAUCAAACAUGCAUACAAAAUAAUA